Molecule: messenger RNA, 3877 nt
Organism: Fusarium odoratissimum NRRL 54006
Lineage: Eukaryota; Fungi; Ascomycota; Sordariomycetes; Hypocreales; Nectriaceae
Product: glyceraldehyde 3-phosphate dehydrogenase
Exons: 3
Coding region: 2242-3258 (338 amino acids)
Biological process (GO): glucose metabolic process
Molecular function (GO): NAD binding; NADP binding; oxidoreductase activity, acting on the aldehyde or oxo group of donors, NAD or NADP as acceptor
Source: RefSeq, a predicted model, not a curated record
ACAACAGGGUAGCGUGAAACAGCGCAAGGUCAAUACUGGCUACCCUAUUGCUUAGACUUUGGAGACAGGCAUGUCUCGAGCUGGUAAAAGUAUCCUUGAACUACAACAACUGACAUGAUGGGCUCCAACAUCUUGUUAUAAUUGCAUUGUAUCAUGUUUACAUGUUGAUAUCGAGUCAAUACUGUGACUGAACAGAACCCCCGCGACUCAAAGACCGAGAACAUGCAGCCCCGCCACAUUGCGUAAAAGACGCAACACAAGCUUGUCACCGUCUUGGUGGUGAAGCUUCUAGCUCAAUUAAGGUGACUCCGGUAUAAGUGGGCAAAGCAUUGGAUACGUAAAUAGGAAAUUAAAGCAUUGUCAUGGAGAUAGAGGCCGAAGCAUAUCGAAAGACGAGAAACAACACACGUUUGCAAAGGAUUGGAUUCAUACGAGAACUAACUGUAGCGAGGACUCGAAACCGUACGACUCGUUUGUGAUCGGUGAACAAGGCGAACCGAGCUUUCAAUAUGUCGAGGGACGUGCAUUGGCGGCGGCGGCGGCAGCCGUUAACGACGAAACCAAGAUAGACGCACAUCAUGGGCUGGCAAUGUGAGAAUGGAUAAUAUGGCGGCAAUUAGGGGAAAAAUAAGAAACAGAUCAGGCAACAAAGGCAAAGAUCAAGCCAGGGAUUGCAUUGUAACUUUGCGGCGUAAAACUUACAGAUCUCAUCGUAGGCCAAGAUGAUGAGGCGUUCAUGUCCACUAUAACCGGAGGCUCCGGAGAGAGAUGGGAUUGUGUGAAAACAUCUGAUCGACAAGUGACGCAUUUCUUGGAGGCGGCGAUGUAAUUGUCGAAUUGCUAUCUAUCACGGAGAGUUGCACGGUAGAAUGCGGUGCCUUAUUCGGCGGCACCUACAAAAAUAUCAAGGAUGGACGGGCGAUGGAAUCAACAGAGGUGGCACCUCAUGGAGGGGCAGAAAAGAUACAUGGUUUUGAGAGGGAGGGGCAUAUUGCAGGUAGGUAGCUUUUCAGGGCAUCACCCCACCACGAAGCUCUCGUCAGUGGUGGGGUCUGAGACAUGAUGAAGUUGAGCGAGCAGUAGGACGUCAAGUAAAGAUGGUGACAGAGUUCCUAUCUAUAGUAUUAUGGAUAUGGAUUUGUAAGUCCAGAGUAAGGAUGUAAUGCCUUAACUAAGAAGUAAGAGUCAUACCCAGGAACAAGGCCGUGAAUUGGUCAUGAUGGCCUUGACUGAGCUAACGUUAGUGAGUGAGAGAAAAAAAAAAGAGCUCCCACCCUCUCAUCCGAUAUUGAAUGUUCCAUUGGCCCCUGCUGUUAUGAUACACUAUGCAUACUCACUACUGUACCCCCCGGGCAACAGGGGUGUAUGUUCGUGGGAUGAUGAUGUGGUGUCGGUGGUCUAAAGUGGGUUGCUAAUGGUAGAGCAGAGCAUAUUCUGAUGAGAGAGUAGAGUAUGAGUGAAUAAGGUAAUCCAAUGUCCGGGAAUUCAUAUAUGUACCUGUACUCCCACUCCUGCUGCUCUUCUCUUCUCUUUCCUUUCAUUCUCAUCAUCCUCAGCAUCAUCGCAACAACUUCCACUACAAACCUCUUGGUAUGUGAACAAUUUACCCCUCCAUCUCCAGCACCACCACCCAUCAGCGUCAUAACAUGAUGAUGAUGCAUUGCUUUGCCUCAACUUCUCCUCUUGCCUCUCCACCAGCAAACAGAUUGUCAUGUCAUAUCAUGUCUGCAUUCGAUCCAACAUAAUGAGAAGACGAUACGACGACACGUCAAUCGAUAUGGGUGAUGGAUUGGUUGGCAUUGGCAUGGAUGGCACGGCAUGGCAUUGGUGUUGCUAUAGAGAGGGGACAGACGGGAGGGAGAGGGACGAAGCCCCUUCCGGGGCAUUGAGCUCUGUAAUUCAGAGCUCUACUCUCUGUCUCUUGUCCCUCUCCCUCUCUCUCUCUCUAGUCUCAUCUGCUUGCCCCUCCUUUGCACCGACGUUCCAAUUCCAAUUCCAGUCCACACCCACUUUCACUUGCUCUUUCCCUGUGGCAACCUUCCUCAGCAAAAAAAGCUUCCGUUCCACUCAACCUCCGUCAUACAGAUAUAAAUUACCCCACCCCCUCACCUCAACCUUUACCUCAGCUCUUCUCUUGCUUUUUUCUUCUCUCCAUCUUACUUCAUCUAUCUUCAUCCUAAGGAUAUCUCAUCUGACUUUCUUUCCUCAACAGAAACUACCAUUUCUUCUACAAUAAUCAAAAUGGCUCCCAUCAAGGUCGGCAUCAACGGUUUCGGUCGUAUCGGCCGCAUCGUCUUCCGCAACGCCGUCGAGCACCCCGACAUCGAGGUUGUUGCUGUCAACGAUCCUUUCAUUGAGCCUCACUACGCCGUCUACAUGCUCAAGUACGACUCUUCCCACGGUAUCUUCAAGGGUGAGGUCGGCAACGAUGGCAACGACCUUGUCGUCAACGGCAAGACUGUCAAGUUCUACUCUGAGCGCGACCCCGCCAACAUCAAGUGGUCCGAGACCGGCGCCGACUACGUCGUCGAGUCUACUGGUGUCUUCACCACCACUGACAAGGCCAAGGCCCAUCUUGCUGGUGGCGCCAAGAAGGUCAUCAUCUCUGCCCCCUCUGCCGAUGCUCCCAUGUACGUCGUCGGUGUCAACGAGAACAAGUACGACGGCUCUGCCGACAUCAUCUCCAACGCCUCUUGCACCACCAACUGCCUGGCCCCCCUCGCCAAGGUCAUCAACGACAAGUUUGGUAUCGUUGAGGGCCUCAUGACCACCGUCCACUCCUACACUGCUACCCAGAAGACCGUCGAUGGUCCCUCCGCCAAGGACUGGCGAGGUGGCCGUGGCGCUGCCCAGAACAUCAUCCCCUCCAGCACUGGUGCCGCCAAGGCUGUCGGCAAGGUCAUUCCUGAGCUCAACGGCAAGCUCACUGGCAUGUCCAUGCGUGUCCCUACCGCCAACGUUUCCGUUGUCGAUCUUACUGUCCGCCUCGAGAAGGGUGCUUCUUACGACCAGAUCAAGAAGGUCAUCAAGGAGGCCGCUGAGGGUGACCUCAAGGGCGUUCUGGCAUACACUGAGGACGAUGUUGUCUCCUCCGAUCUCAACGGCAACACCAACUCCUCCAUCUUCGAUGCCAAGGCCGGUAUCUCUCUCAACGACAACUUCGUCAAGCUGGUGUCCUGGUACGACAACGAGUGGGGUUACUCCCGCCGUGUCCUCGACCUCCUGGCCCACGUUGCCAAGGUCGAUGCCUCCAAGUAAGCGUAGAGCGCUCAAGAGGCUGGAAGCAAAACCAAACCUAAUCAGACGCGACAUGAUGACGAUGCCAAUCUGUCGCGUGUUUUAAUGAAGCAAAGAAAUGAAAGGAAGUAAAAAUACCAAAAUUAAGGGAGAUUGUCGGAGGGGAUGACAACGACUUUGUUCUCAUCGGCUCCAGUUCCCUACUAGACAAUUGAUCUUAGUAUAGCCGUGGACAGAAAAAAAAUAUAGAUCCAUCCCUCUUGAAAACGGUUCAUGUCUAUCUGUGAUGUAAUUUUUGCUCAUGGCCAGCUUGGUGAAUCAAGCUAUAUAAGUCUCUUCGCGGUAUUUAUCUCAAGAUUGCUAACUCAUCAACACUGUCAGUUAAGCCAGAAUUUCCUGUAACUACAACGUGGUUAAAUCCAUCAUCUCAAGUCGAGCAUCUCACACGACGAUCACACGUCCACGGCAUGCAACACGUAUGCCAGCAUCUGGAUAUUUCAUGAUAUCAGCUUACGUGGUUUUUUCUAGCAUCGAUCUCGAUAGUGUGAGCUCUAUGCAUUAAGCUAUUUGAUACAAGUCCUGUAUUUUCGCUCCAUGCUGGUGCAUGCACGCAUUUAUGUAUGAAUGCAUGUGUAUGCAC